Molecule: messenger RNA, 183 nt
Organism: Prunus armeniaca (apricot)
Lineage: Eukaryota; Viridiplantae; Streptophyta; Magnoliopsida; Rosales; Rosaceae
Source: the annotation of a GenBank genome assembly
AUGGGAAGUGGCUCGGCUUCAAACCUCAUGGACUUAAUCAAACCCAAUGAGGAGGUUCAAAAUCAGGGCGACGAAAUAACAGCUGUAGGUUUUUCUAUUGGGUUGAUGAUGAGAUGCCUCCAAGUAAGAAAGGUUCACGGCUUGACUUUUGAGGAGAAUGGGGCAACUGGAACAGGAUGUUAA